UAACGUUCUACAAAUGCGUUUUGUUCGUGGUUGAAAUUAAAAAAUUAUAAAUGUUCUUCGUCUUGAACUGUUGGCUUUGACUGCUGGACUUCAGUUACCUUUAGUCACUGCAGUGGAAUUUAAAUUAUCUCUCGGAUUGUUGAGGUUUGAGAUAAUUAAUUUUUAUUAUCAUGGAAAAUACAUCCGAAGCACGAGAAAGAGAGCUGCAGGAUUUAGAUAGCUUCGUGGAGCAUUCAGAGAAAGAUUUACUUGAAAUCAUCCAUGCUUUAGGAUGGACAAAGGAGAGUAUUUUCAACAAGACAUCAGAUUUUAUCAAUUGUCCAUUCAAUGAUUCACAUCGGAUGACAGAAAAUUCAUUUGAACGACAUUUGGAGGCAUGUCAAUGGAAAGCUGAGGGUUACAACGAACAGGACAUCCCAUUGUCUAUUGUAAACAGUUCGUCGAAUUCGUCAGCUGCUAUUAUGUUUGACGAACAAUUGCAAGACGAUGUACUUGCCGCGGCCAAAAUCCAAAAUCCAGCUAUGAAAGUAGGUGUGGGCGACCGAUUAAUUCCCCGCACGUCAGAUAGACUUGUAGCGGAUUUUACGUCCGACGAGCGCAAGGCACUGUACGACCACGUCAUUGCGAACACCGUCAAGCCUGACAUCGGCGAUGACAUAGCUGAUAUCAACAGAUUAAAAAGUGAUGGAGAGCCUAAGAAAAUGUCAUUCCUGGAGCUCCUUGCCCAGGAACGUAACCUGAAACGACGGAGGGCAAAACACAGAGGAGUCCACACGAACAAAAAAUCCCAUGUAGAGAUUCUCCGGGAAGUCAUCGAACAGCAAAUGGAACUGUACGCGGAGUACCUCUCCGAUCAGCAGGGUCUGUGUUCUUCGGUGAAACUAGAAGUCGACUCGGCGUCAAAUAACAACGAGAAUCUCGGAAAAUGGUCCAGCACGAAGAGCGAAACCCAGAAUGCGGAGAACUUCCCUCUCAAAGGUGGCACUUCCUGGGCCCAAGAGAGAGACGUUUCCUGCCCCAGAGAAUGGAACGGCCGACGUCCUCCCGAUUUUCAGGACGGACACGAGAGCCACAAGGUACGCAGGAAGAGGGACCACGACUUCGACCGAGAUCCUUGGCGAGACUACGAAAAAAGUAGGCACGGACAUCGAGAGAGAGAAAGAGAUCAUCGGGGGGAAGAGAGACGGUCCUCGGGGAAACGAAGAGAGGAAUCGGAACGAAGGCACGAGUCCUCGCAUCGGAAGUCGCACAAAAAAGAGAAGCACCGGUCAGGGGACGAAUCGACGAGGGAGAGCUCUCACAAGUCACACCAUGAAAGACGUAAACGCUCCCACCACGACGAGGAAAGGAAGAGGAAGCGACGACCGACGCCGUGAAUCCACCUCCGAAGGAAAAUCUGGGA
Molecule: messenger RNA, 1402 nt
Organism: Orussus abietinus
Lineage: Eukaryota; Metazoa; Arthropoda; Insecta; Hymenoptera; Orussidae
Product: U11/U12 small nuclear ribonucleoprotein 48 kDa protein
Exons: 6
Coding region: 171-1376 (401 amino acids)
Source: RefSeq, a predicted model, not a curated record